Messenger RNA from Marasmius oreades (fairy-ring Marasmius), 1104 nucleotides. RefSeq lists its product as uncharacterized. NCBI's taxonomy places the organism in Eukaryota, Fungi, Basidiomycota, Agaricomycetes, Agaricales, Marasmiaceae. The transcript is spliced from 6 exons. Gene Ontology annotation, molecular function: hydrolase activity. The coding region runs from base 1 to 1104 and encodes 367 amino acids. The record is from RefSeq and is a predicted model, not a curated record.
AUGAACUUGGCGUCGUCUUCUGCGAAUGGGAAGAAAUUCGUGCUCAUUAUUCAUGGAGGGGCUGAAACAGUCAUCAAGAGGGUUAUUACACCCGACCAAAUCGCAGCCUACCGUGCUGCACUACACGAUGCACUCAAUGCAGGCUACAAGGUUCUCAGCGAGGGAGGAGAGGCUAUGGAUGCUGCAGUAGCGGCAGUUGUGACCAUGGAAGAUAAUGAGUUGUUUAACGCUGGGAAAGGAGCUGUGUUCAAUGUCGAUGGCAAGAACGAAUUAGAGUCCUCAAUAAUGCUCUCCAAACCUCCAUCUUCGCAUCCGGGAAUACCUCCAUCUCGGAGAGGUCUUGGAUUAACCCUGUUGGCCCACACUCGGAACCCUUCCAAACUUGCGAGAGCUCUAUACGUUGAACCCUCCCUCGCACCUCAUACAUUUCUGUCUAGUUUCGCUGCGGAGUCGAUCGGAGAGCAGCUCGGGGUAGAAAUGGUCGAUCCGUCAUAUUUCUUUACAGAAAGGCGAUGGAAGGAGCACCGUCGAGGGUUGGGACUGCCUGACGAACCUUAUCCUCCGGGUGCAGGCAAAACGGCAGGUACUGGGGAGGUCAAUGCUGUCCCUGAGAUGAGUCCUAAAGGUACAGUGGGUGCCGUUGCACUCGACGUCAAUGGUUGUAUCUGUACUGUCACUUCGACCGGUGGCAGAACGAACAAGCUGGUUGGGCGAAUUGGUGAUACACCGCUUAUGGCAAGUGGCUUUUGGGCCGAAGCUUGGGAGGUCGGUGGCUUGCAAUCUAUUUGGAACAAGAUCAUUGGGCGGAGCACGGAACGUGCGAUAGGGAUCUCUGGUACUGGCGAUGGCGAUUAUUUUAUCCGUCAUGCCGCGGCCGCUACGAUUGCUCACCGGGUCAAAUUUCUGGGCGAGACCAUCGAUGUCGCGUCCGAGACCGUACUCGAGGAACUUUUGGUAGAUGGAGGUAUCGGUGGUGUGAUCGUUCUGGAGAAUGAAGGCAAUGUGAGCCUUCGGAUGAACGGACAUGGAAUGUAUCGAGGCGUGAUAAGGGAAGACGGGGUCGGAAAAGUUGCCAUUUUCAAAGAGGAUGCCCUGGAGGAGUAA